AUGAAGGAGAAUCAGCCAUUUCCCCCACAUAUUCGGUUCCCUCAUAUCAUGGACUACCGAAGUGCCGUUCAUGCUGAGUGGAGGGAAGUGCUAGUGACGCCCAAGUAUACGUGGAAGGAUGCUCCGGACAGGGGCAGAGGUCCUGUCGCCGCUUCCUGGGCCAACCGUGUGAAGGAGGAACGUAUCCGUGGAAUUCCCAUAAUAUUCGUCAUGGUCAAAGUUACCAAAGUGAAUGGCAGCAGGAAGGCCUUCGCUUCUGAGCUCGCCGAGGAAGCUGGAAGCAGCCACCCCAUCCACCCUGAACAAGGCUUCAAAGGGGAGUUUAUAAACAUCAAAAUUUUCAAAGUGGACGAAGUCCCGUUACUCACCGCCUAUCCGACGGUAGCCCAAGGAUACCUGAAUGUGGGCGCCAACCUGAAGGGACUGGCGGCAGGAAGGACUGAAAACUCUUCAUCACUCAUGCACCCAUUCAGAGUUAGCAAUAGUCAUGAUGAAAGCAUGAUACGUGCUUACUCGAUGUCGCGCGCCGGCGGAAAUAGGGAGGAAGUCCCAGAGUCUUAG
Molecule: messenger RNA, 561 nt
Organism: Cantharellus anzutake
Lineage: Eukaryota; Fungi; Basidiomycota; Agaricomycetes; Cantharellales; Hydnaceae
Exons: 6
Coding region: 1-561 (186 amino acids)
Source: RefSeq, a predicted model, not a curated record